AUGCGUCCUCGAGAUUACGAGCAGAUCCGUCAUGAGCUUGCAGUGCUGACUGAUCAGACCGCCGCUCUUUCUCGCUCCAAGUCCUCCCCAGGUCCUGUUGGGGGUAGUCCUGCUCGAGGUGCUGUGUCUGGGGGUGCUGAGCCUGGGGGUGCUGAGCCUGGGGGUGCUGAGCCUGGGGGUGCGGAGCCUGAGCCUGUGGAGUCAGGGGGUGCUGAGCUUGCGUGUGCGGAGCCUGGGGGUGCUGAGUCUAGGGGUGCUGAGACUGCUGCUCCGCGGUCUCCUUGGAGUACCCGUCUUCGUGCGCGUGUACCUCUCACCCCACAGCAGCUGCACGACUGGUACGGUCGCCGUCAGGGUCGCGCUUCUGGAGCUCGGGGUUCUGCUGCUGGAGGUACUUCUACUGCCGUUACUGGAGCUCGGAGUGGUGCUGGUCUCGGAGGUACUCUUACUGGAGGUACUGGAGCUGCUGGGGCUGGAGGUGCUGCUGAGCCUGAGGGUACUCCUGGUGGAGACCCUUGGUCUGGGGGUGCUGCUGCUGGAGGCACUGAGGCUGGUGACCCUAGGACUGGAGGUGCUAGUUUUGGGGGUGCUUCUGCUGAGGGUGCUGGAGCUGCUGAGGGUACUGGAGGUGCUGAGGGUGCUGGAGCUACUGAGGGUGCUGGAGCUGCUGAGGGUGCUGGAGCUGCUGGAGGUACUGGAGCUGCUGGGGGUGCUGGAGCUACUGAGGGUGUUGGAGCCGCUGGUGCUGGUAGCACUGCAUAG
Closterium sp. NIES-65 is the source of this 762-nucleotide messenger RNA. The record is from the annotation of a GenBank genome assembly. Lineage: Eukaryota; Viridiplantae; Streptophyta; Zygnematophyceae; Desmidiales; Closteriaceae.